Microsporum canis CBS 113480 is the source of this 495-nucleotide messenger RNA. RefSeq lists its product as hypothetical. NCBI's taxonomy places the organism in Eukaryota, Fungi, Ascomycota, Eurotiomycetes, Onygenales, Arthrodermataceae. The record is from RefSeq and is a predicted model, not a curated record. Gene Ontology annotation, cellular component: DASH complex; mitotic spindle. The transcript is spliced from 4 exons. Bases 1 to 495 code for a protein of 164 amino acids. Gene Ontology annotation, biological process: attachment of spindle microtubules to kinetochore.
AUGAUGAGAAUGAAUAAGAACAGCCGUAUUAUCGUCAAGAUGAAAAAUCCCACCAGGAACAGUGAUGAUAAUAUUAUUCUGCUGUCGCCCAACUCGACUUUCUCCAGUGAACAAAUCUCGACCCGCCAUCUUAUAGCCAACAAGAUGGACUCCUACGAUACAUCUGAGGCCGGGUUCUCUAACCCCCUCAUUCGCGAUAAUCCGUUGCUCUCUCCGUUAGAGCAAGAGGUUCUGGAUGAAUACUCGAAGCUGCUCGAGAACAUGAACAAACUCUCUACGUCCCUCAACGAUCUCGCCGUCCAGCCGUCCUCUGAUACUCUCGAUGCUCUGCGGGUGUUGGAGCGGAAAACAGCUACCGUUUAUACCUUGCUCAAGGCGAGCGUGUACAGCAUCGUUCUUCAACAGCAAAUCUACAAUGGUGGGGAUGAGGGCCAUAUUGGAGACAACUACCUAAGCUUAGACGAGUCUCUACUUCACUUCUACGAGGACGCAUAA